GUUUCCAAGCAGGAGGAAUUUUUCAACCUUUCCCAUUGCCAACUGGUGACGCUGAUCAGCCGGGACGAGCUGAACGUCCGCUGCGAAUCCGAAGUUUUCCACGCUUGCAUCAACUGGGUGAAACACGAUUGUCCCAACCGCCGGCUUUACGUCCAGGCUCUGCUGCGCGCCGUCCGCUGCCAUUCCCUCACCCCGCAUUUCCUCCAGAUGCAGCUGCAAAAAUGCGAAAUCCUCCGUUCCGAUUCCCGUUCCAAGGAUUACCUGGCGCAAAUUUUUCAGGAUUUAACGCUGCAUAAACCCACCCAGGUUUUACCGUGUCGGACCCCCAAGGUGGGGCAGCUGAUUUACACGGCCGGGGGUUAUUAUCGCCAAUCCUUGAGUUACCUGGAAGCCUACAACCCUCGGGAUGGAUCCUGGAUCCGUUUGGCCGAUCUCCAGGUUCCCCGGAGCGGUUUAGGGGGUUGCGUGGUGGGGGGACUUUUUUACGCCGUGGGGGGACGGAAUAAUUCCCCCGACGGAAACACGGACUCGGCCGCCAUCGAUUGUUACAACCCCAUGACCAACCAGUGGUCCCCCUGCGCGCCCAUGAGCGUCCCCCGAAACCGCAUCGGGGUGGGGGUGAUCGACGGGAUGAUUUACGCCGUGGGGGGG
This is a messenger RNA of Pelecanus crispus (Dalmatian pelican), 651 nucleotides long. The record is from RefSeq and is a predicted model, not a curated record. NCBI's taxonomy places the organism in Eukaryota, Metazoa, Chordata, Aves, Pelecaniformes, Pelecanidae.